UGAAAGCCUUGAGAGAGGAGAAGACAUCUCAUCAUCCCUUUUGGCAAAAAUUGAAGAUGCCUAUCUCUCAAUUGUCAUUUUUUCAGCGAAUUAUGCAUACUCUUCAUGGUGUUUGGACGAGCUGGUCAAAAUACUUGAAUGCUCCAAAGAGAUGAAACAAAUGAUCUUACCAGUUUUUUACCAUGUAGAUCCAACCCAUGUUCAAGAGCUGGAAAGUAGCUAUGGCGAUGCACUUGUCAAGCACAAAAAAGAUCCCAAUUAUAAUUCAAACAAGCUGGACAGUUGGAUGAAUGCUUUGAGGACAGUAGGCAACCUCUCAGGCUGUGUUUCAAGGAAUAUUAAGCCGGACGCUAAAUUAAUCGAGCAAAUUAUGAAUCACACCUUAAAAAAACUAAAUGAUCGUGUGAUUCCAAGUGAUUCUUAUGAUGAUGGCUUGGUGGGUAUUAACAAACGCGUCAAGGAUGUUGAAGAAUUAUUAUGCCUUGAGUUAGUAGAUGUGCAGUGUAUUGGAAUUUGGGGAAUGGGAGGGAUAGGAAAAACAACUAUUGCUAGCAAGUUAUUUAAGCAAAUUUACAAUCAAUUUCAAGAUAAAUGCUUUAUUGCAAAUGUGAUAGAAAAAUUAGAAAAAUACACCUCAUUUAAUCGAAAACUUGAAGUUCUUUAUAAUGCAUUGAACGAUGGAGGUUUAAAUAUAGGGAUGCCAUCUGUUUUAUCCUCUGUCAUCAUGAGAAAGCUCUCACGACGAAAAGUUCUCAUUGUUCUCGAUGAUGUGAGUGAUAUGGAUUUGGAGCCAAUUGAAUCCUUAAUAGGAAAGCAUGCUAUUUUUGGUCCAGGAAGUAGAAUUAUUGUAACAAGUAGAGAUAAACAAUUGCUCAAGAAUCUGGAUGCCAAAAUAUAUGAAGUCAAGAAAUUGAAAGAUGAUGGAGCCCUUAAGCUGUUUAGUUUCCAUGCCUUCAAACAAAAUUUUGUGAAGAAAGAGUUUAUGGCCUUGUCAAGCAAGGCAAUUGGUUAUGCUGGAGGUAACCCACUAGCUCUUAAAGUUUUGGGAUCCAAUUUAUUUCGCAAGAGUAUGGAAGAAUGGGAGGAUGAAUUGGAGAAACUAAAAGAUAUUCCUGACAGAAAAAUUCAAAAAAUAUUGAGAAUUAGUUAUGACGGCCUGGAUCAGAAUGAAAAGGAAAUAUUUCUUGACAUUGCAUGCUUCUUCAAAUUGUGGGAUAAAAAUAGAGCUAUAAGUAUAUUAGAAGGUUGUGGGUUCCAUGCAAAAUGUGGAAUAAGUGGGCUCAUUGAUAAAUCUCUCAUAAGCAUUUCAGGAAAUAAUACAUUGCAGAUGCAUGACUUGGUACAACAAAUGGGUAAAGAUAUUGUUGGUGAGGAGAAAGAGAUUGGGAAACGAAGUAGAUUGUAUAAUUCUAAGGAUUUAUACAAAUUAUUGAACAAAGAUAUGAGGACUAAAAGAGUUGAAAGCAUUUUAGCAAACAUGUCCCAGAUUGGAUAUAUCGAACUAAGUUCUACAGCUUUCGUGAAAAUGAGUAAUCUUAGAUUACUCAAAUUAUACUCUAAUGGUCAGAUCAAACUAGUUCUUCCUGAAGGUCUUGAAUCUCUCCCUGAAGAGCUGAGAUAUUUGGAAUGGGAAAAUUAUCCUUUGAAAUGUUUACCAUCAAAAUUUUGUCCAGAGAAUCUUGUUGAACUUCACAUGCCCAGAAGUCAACUUGAACAACUUUGGAAUGAAGAUCAGUUUGCUGAAAAUUUGAAGGUUAUUGAAUUGGCGAACUCUGUGGAUCUGAUCAGAAUUCCACACCUGUCUAAAUCCCCAAAACUAGAGGUUUUAAUUUUCGGAGGCUGCACAAAAUUGGUUGAGAUUCCCUCAUCAAUUGGGUGUCUCUCUAAACUUUUGAUCUUGGAUUUGGAAUCAUGCAUCAGCCUCAAUAGUAUUCCUGACACCAUUUGCAAUCUCAAAUCUCUUACAGAACUUAACGUAAGUGGAUGCAAGAAUCUCAAUAGACUGCCAGAGAACUUGGGGAAUUUAGAAUCUUUGAAGAGGCUUGAUGCAGCUGAAAGUGGAAUAACGAAACUGCCAUCCUCCAUAAAUCAAUUAAGGAAAUUGGAACUAUUGGAUUGCUCUAAAUGUAUAAAUUUGGUUAAAAUUCCCUCAACUUCGUUAAAUGGAUGCCUCCCUCAGCUCCAUGCAUUGAAGUUGAAAUCGUGCAAGAACCUCAAGAGUAUUCCAAGUGGCAUUGGUGAGUUGAUAUGUCUAUAUCAGCUUGAUUUCAGUGGAUGCUUCAAACUUUCAAGUCUUCCUGACACUAUUUGCAAUCUCAUACAUUUUAGAAUGCUUGUCGUAAGUAAAUGCUUGAAUCUCGGUGGAUUGCCAGAGAACUUGGGAAAUUUAGAAUCUUUAUGGAUACUUGAUGCAGAUGAAAGUGGAAUAACGAAAUUACCAUCCUCCGUGAAUCAAUUGAGGCAAUUGCAAAUAUUGAAUUGCUCUGGAUGUAAAGGUUUAAUAUUGCCUUCUUUGACAGGUUUGACCAGUCUGCAGAGUCUUAGGCUGGACUACUGUAAGAUUUUCGAAUUUCCCAACAGUAUUGGCUCUCUAUCCUCACGGGAUAGAUUAAGAUUUCGUAGGAAUGGUUUCAAGAGCAUACAUGAAAGCACUAAACAACUUCCUAAGCUGUGGAGUCCUGAUUUAAGAGAUUGCAAGAGACCUAAAGUUUUACCAGAGUCUUCAUUGUCAUCUCUUCAUUAUUAUUUAUGUGCAUCAAAUUGCACGUCUUUGGCAUCUGCACCAAUUUUGUUCCUACUUCAAGUGAAAAAUGGCCCUCGAGGUUCGGUUCGCUAUUUACAAUUCGAAAAUUGCAUCAAUUUAUAUGAAGUUUCAUGUAAAAAUAUUAUGGAAUGUGCAUUGGCAGCACAACUUCAGUCAAUGGUCAAUAACUGUCGUGUUAGUUUACGAAUUGCCGGAAGUAAAGUGCCGCGGGGGAUGAGGUAUCGGAAUAGUAAUGGAUCUUCUUUGUCUUUCUCACUUGACGGGCCGCAUGACUUGAUGGGGUUCUCUUUCUGCGCUGUCCUUGAUCCUAAAAUUCAUCCUUUUCCCAAAUUUGCGACUAUUUAUUGUGAGGCCCUUUUCACAGGCGAGUCUACACGAAAUUCAUGCGAAGCAUUCCUUGAGUCUUUCUAUGGAAGCGAAUCCCAAUCAGAAAACGUGUUACUUUGGUCUACACCAAUCACAAAACGUGACAUUCUGGAUUCCAUAGACCGUAUCUGCAAGGCCUCAUUUCAGUUCUUCGUUCAAUAUUAUGAUGGUGGGAAGCAGGAAAUAAGCGAGGAGUUGAUAGUUGAAUGUGGGGUUCAUCCAAUAUUCAAACAUAAGAGGAAACCAAGAGGGAAGACGAAAGACGAAGAAAAGUAAACUCUCUGUUUGAACUUGCUUUCCUUCGUUUGUUCAGUUUUCUGUCUCUUCAUGGAUUUGCAUUGUCUUUUAACACGUUGAAAACCUGCGACAUCGUAGUCUGAGGAAGAAGAACCCAUGCGGCUUCUGGGGUUCAAGCGCCAUUUCUGACGCCAUUAGAGCUCAGUGCGAGCUUCCUCGUCUCCUCCGAAAAUUCCUAGUUGCACCAAAGUAUAUACACCCAAGCAAUAAGAGGACUCAUCGGAUCCACCAGUUAUUCAAUGGUGGUGCAUGCAAGAAGUUCUCUGUCUCCUCUAGCCGUCGAUAAGUCCUCUGCUAACCAAAGUUGUGGCCAGCAAGCCGACAAUUGAACAAAGAGAGGUGUGACACAGAGAGGUAAUAUAUCAGAUACAGCUUCCAGAACCUGCAAUAUUAGGUAAGUGAAGCUUGAACAUCAGAAUCAUGCCAUUAUAUUUACACGGGGAGAAGGAUUGCAAACAAUAAAUAUGAAUCGGGUACCAUAUUUAUAAUACAUUACAUUGUAAAUUAGAAGAAAUGCAACUUCUUACAGAAACUGAAUUGAUUAAAAUAUAAUAGGAUGAAGAAGCCGUCAAAUUAAGGAACUUGUUCAAGAAUUUCUUCAAAAGCAUGAUGGAUGCCCAACAAUAUUUGGAAUGAGCGAGCAUCUGUUCACUCUCAGGUACUUGUAGCUCGGAAACUGGACUGUAAUAGCACUGCUGCUUGUAUAUUAACAUUUGUGAUAUGCAUUCGUCGCGGUGUUUCUUUUGAUCUGUGCAGUGUUUCUCUAUAUCAUGUGGAAAUUGUUAAAAAAAAAAAAGGCUGACAAAUUAGUACUUCAUAGUCUUCUUCUUAAGUCAAAUUACAGCAGUUUCUGGGUUAGGCUGAGGAGUUUCUACAUGGUUAAACUCCACUGCCAUGGAUCAUGAAAUUGGAUUUCACACAACAAGAUGUAUAGUCUUUGUUUUAAUUAAUUCUGAAACUCAGGAAAUUGGAUUUCACUUGACAGGAUCGAUGAGGAUUCAUGUAUCUUAGACUAUAUGCAAUUAUAUGGGGUCAUUUUAAAAGCCAUUAUAGUUCUAGGGUUUAUGUAUUCUAUUUUUCUUUCA
This is a messenger RNA of Hevea brasiliensis (rubber tree), 4512 nucleotides long. Its product is annotated as disease resistance protein RPV1. The record is from RefSeq and is a predicted model, not a curated record. Gene Ontology annotation, molecular function: ADP binding. NCBI's taxonomy places the organism in Eukaryota, Viridiplantae, Streptophyta, Magnoliopsida, Malpighiales, Euphorbiaceae. Gene Ontology annotation, biological process: defense response; signal transduction. The coding region runs from base 152 to 3406 and encodes 1084 amino acids. The transcript is spliced from 7 exons.